Molecule: messenger RNA, 1139 nt
Organism: Tarenaya hassleriana
Lineage: Eukaryota; Viridiplantae; Streptophyta; Magnoliopsida; Brassicales; Cleomaceae
Product: two-component response regulator ARR3
Exons: 5
Coding region: 211-981 (256 amino acids)
Biological process (GO): cytokinin-activated signaling pathway; phosphorelay signal transduction system
Source: RefSeq, a predicted model, not a curated record
UUUUAGGAAAUUCCAAUUUUCAACCCCAAAAAACAGUGAAGAAACCACCAAUUUGCACAUAAAUACCAAAGGUUUUCUCGGGCGAGGGAGAGAUAAAACAAAGCUCGGCAACAACAGAGGGACGUGAGAUUAAGAGCUGUGUUGGUUUCUCUUUCUCCUCUCGUUCAGAGUAACCGAGAAUCCGAAGAAUCGUCUUCGGUGUUGUUUUCAAUGGCCGGAGACGGCGGCGUUUCUUGCCUCCGGAGGCCGGAGAUGAUCGGAGGCGUCGGAGGUGGAGGGACGGCGACGGAGAUGGAGAUGGAGAUGGAUGAAGUUCACGUUCUCGCCGUUGAUGACAGCCUCGUCGAUCGGAUUGUGAUCGAGAAAUUGCUCAGGGUUACCUCCUGCAAAGUGACCGCUGUCGACAGUGGAUGGCGAGCUCUGCAAUUCUUAGGGUUAGACGAAGAGAAGAACGGUUCCGAGUUCGAUAAAUUGAAGGUUGAUCUGAUCAUCACCGACUACUGCAUGCCCGGAAUGACCGGCUACGAGCUUCUGAAGAAGAUUAAGGGAUCGUCCAGUUUCCGUGAAAUCCCGGUUGUAAUCAUGUCGUCAGAGAAUGUUCUGGCUCGAAUUGACCGAUGCUUGGAGGAAGGUGCGGAGGAUUUCUUGCUCAAACCGGUGAAACUCGCCGACGUGAAACGCCUGAGAAACUACAUGGCGAGAGACGUCAACGUCCCCACCAGAAACAAACGGAAGCUUCCAGAAGAUUCAGGUCAUCUCUCGCCUCCACCGCCGGCAUCCACGUUGCCGGAAUUUUUGGAUUCCUCUCGACCUCCUUCUCCGGCAGAGUCUAUGUCCACCUCGUCGCCUCCAUCUCCGGGAGAGAGCAUGUCCUCCUCGUCUGCGCCGUCUUCUUCGUCAGGGUUUUCGCCGGAGAAUUCACCUUCUCCGGAGGAUUCGCCGAGCAGACGGCAGAAGGUGACGACUGCUGGAUUCGAUUAAAGGAAGUGGUGGCUUGCUCCGUGUAAAUGUAAUAUCUCCGUUAACUACUUUGACGGUUUUUCUAGUUUCACGUCGACGCCGUCAGUUAACUAGAUUCUCCCUUUUGCUCGCACCACGUGGACCGUUUUUUACAAUUUUCAAAAAACGUAAAUUUUAUU